Oncorhynchus nerka (sockeye salmon) is the source of this 4327-nucleotide messenger RNA. Its product is annotated as zinc finger protein 319-like. The record is from RefSeq and is a predicted model, not a curated record. NCBI's taxonomy places the organism in Eukaryota, Metazoa, Chordata, Actinopteri, Salmoniformes, Salmonidae. The transcript has 2 exons. The coding region runs from base 767 to 2566 and encodes 599 amino acids.
GGGAGAGGAAGUGUGUCCAUCUGAUGAAUGGGCAUGUGCCUGAUCUCAAUUUUAUACACUAAUUGUAGUCACCCAUUAAUUUCUAAUGAACGGUCAUUUUUGACCGGGAACACCGCAGGUUAAAUAAAACAACCCAAAACUUAAUGAAAAUCAUCUAAAUGUAUUUUGUGUGUUCAGAUGCCCUGUGUGGACAAAGUCAUGAAACCUUAUGAUAAUCAGAAUAAAUGAACUACAUUUGUCCGGGAGAAAACUUCGGACAAAUCGGUCCAAUUCGACCGGAACACAGCAGGAGGGUUACAAUUAUACACCAAAGUUAUACCAAAUUGAAGGAGAACGGUUGAACGGACUGAAAAAUAAGAACAACCUUACAUUAUGAUACAGAAGGGAGGGGAAAUGUAGCUAUAACAUUUGAAUCUACACCCCGGGGAGUGAUGCAGGCUGUGGAGAUUUCCGGUGUACAUUAUUAGUGGAUGGCGUUCCGCUCUCAUCUCGCCACCGUCCUCCGCCAGCCGAAAUAUUUAUCGGAAGGUCGACUCCUGUCCUGUCGCCAGAGGAAGAUGACUGAGAGCCAUACCGAAAUGGUUUCUGCCCUUCUACUAGUGGACGACCAGAGGUGUAUCACCUAUUGAUAAGAGCCGGUAGAAAACACACCUGUGGGACCUCACCAGCCCGACCAAAACCUGCCCCCAUAGCCGGGCCUUAUUGGAUACUCCUGGGCCUCCCCUUCACACAGUCAAAACUGAAUCAAUACGUGCGAAGCAGCAGGAUGACUGAGGCGUGGCAGCAGCACGCAGUGGCCCCUCCACCCACCGUGGUGCACAACCUCCCCCCGGGCUCCGACAGCGCCCUGGGCUGUGCCGUGUACGGGAUCGUCCUCCAGCCGGAUGUGGCAUCCCUCCAGCAGCAGCCCCAGCACGGCCAGCAGCAUGCCGUACCCGCCCAGCAGCCUUCCCUACAGGUAGGAGGCGAGGGAGGGCACAAGUGCGGAGCCUGCGGCCAUGACAUAUCCCACCUAGCUAAUCCACAUGAGCACCAGUGUAUGGGGACCGGGGAUCGGUCGUUCCAGUGUACCCAAUGUAUGAAGAUCUUCUGCCAGGCCACUGAUCUGUUGGAGCAUCAGUGUGUACAGGUGGAGCAGAAGCCGUUUGUGUGUGGUGUGUGUAAGAUGGGUUUCUCUUUGCUCACCUCGCUGGCACAGCACCACAACGCCCACAACAACGGCAACAACCCCAUGAAGUGUUCCAUCUGUGAGAAGACCUACCGCCCAGGUUCUGGCAACAACACCCCCACCUCCUCCGCCGCCAACCCGUCCACCGGCGAGGCCUCCAGUGGCGGGGCGGCGUGCGGAGCGUCAGCCCCUACGGCGUUUGAGGCUUCGGGACCGGACAGGCCCUACAAGUGCUCGGUGUGCCACAAGGGCUUUCGGCAUCUGUCUGAGUUGUCGAGACACGAGCGGGUGCACACGGGAGAAAAGCCUUACAAGUGUGACACCUGUGACAAGAGCUUCAGCCAGUCCUCUCACCUGGCCCACCACCAGCGCACCCACAGCUCAGAGCGGCCCUACAAGUGUGCCGUGUGUGAAAAGUGCUUCAAGCACCGCUCACACCUGGUGCGCCACAUGUACGCCCACUCCGGCGAACACCUGUUCAAGUGCAAUUUGUGCGAGAUGCACUUCAAGGAGUCGUCAGAGCUGCUGCACCACCAGUGCCAGCCCACAGUGACGUUGGACAGGCCGUUCCGCUGCGGCUCGUGCGGGAAGGGCUUCAAGCGGCCUUCGGAUCUGCGGCAGCACGAACGCACGCACUCCGAGGAACGCCCGUUCCAGUGCGAGGAGUGCCAGAUGAGCUUCAAGCAGCAGUACGCCCUCGUUCGUCACCGCCGCACUCACAAGAACCCGGCCGACCGGCCUUUUAAGUGUAACCUAUGCGACAAGGGUUUCCUGCAGCCCUCCCACCUGCUGUACCACCAGCACGUCCACGGCAUGGAGAGCCUGUUCAAGUGUGCUUCCUGCCAGAAAGGCUUCAGCCAAUCCGGUGAACUGCUCCGGCACAAAUGCACCGGCUCAGGGUCGGCGUCUGGCUCCGUGACCGCGGCCACGCCGGCGGUGGAGAAGCCCUACAAGUGUGACGUGUGUGGCAAAGGCUACAAGAAGAAGUCGACGCUCCAGCGCCACCAGAACUCCAGCUGUCAGGAGAAGCCGCUGAAGUGCUCCCUGUGCAACCGGCGUUUCCUGUCGCCGUCUGAGUUCGUGACGCACCGCUGCGACCCGUCACGGGAGAAGCCCCUGAAGUGCCCCGACUGCGAGAAGCGCUUCAAGUAUUCCUCGGAGCUGCAACGGCACCGCCGCGUCCACACCGGAGAGAAGCCUUACAAGUGCUCCAGCUGCGACAAGAGCUUCAAGCAGAGGGAACACCUGGUGAAGCACCAGGCGGUGCACUCGCGGGAAGCCCAGUUUAAGUGCGUGUGGUGCGGGGAGCGUUUUGUGAACCUGGGAGCCCUCCAGGAGCACACGGUCCAGCACACUGCAGAAGGAGGCGGUUAUCCCACAGCCCCGUGUAUACAGUGAGCAGGUCUGCUGCUGUUGAGCGCCUGUACAGUGUGAACACACGCGGUGACAUGGAACGUUGCCCGCCAGGCACGCAGCAACACUCUUCCUGACACCUUAUUUGUAUAUAACCACACAUCCAUUAUUUACAUUUAGUUACACACACCCCCCUCCCUCCCCCACUCCUUUUGCAUAAACAUAAUAAUGGUAUAUACAUAAACAAUGGUAAAACUCUGCUUAAUCCUGACCAUGAAGUUAUUAUUGACACCUUCUUCCUCACACCAAGGUAAUCGUGCCCAUGUUCUGCCCUUCAUUAGUGACUUCCAACUACCCAUGAUCCCAGAUCAACUGAAAACAGUACAUGAACUACCCAUGACCCAGAUCAACUGAAAACAGUACAUUAACUACCCAUGACCCAGAUCAACUGAAAACAGUACAUUAACUACCCAUGACCCAGAUCAACUGAAAACAGUACAUUAACUACCCAUGAUCCCAGAUCAACUGAAAACAGUACAUUAACUACCCAUGACCCAGAUCAACUGAAAACAGUACAUGAACUACCCAUGAUCCCAGAUCAACUGAAAACAGUACAUUAACUACCCAUGAUCCCAGAUCAACUGAAAACAGUACAUCAACUACCCAUGAUCCUGAUCAACUGUGGUCACCUUGUUGAAUGCAGGAAAAAUGCAACUUGAAAAGGAAUGUUUCAAUCUGAAAAGGCAUUGGAAAUGUAUUCAUGCGUUGUAACAUCAAAUAAUUAGGAGUUGCUUUUUAAAACAUUUAUGGAAAUGAACUGUUUAAGGAAAUUGGGGGGGGAUCUUAUUCUCUGACUCCUUUAUGGUCAUAUCAUUUCUUUGCUGUGGUUUGGGUUCAAGUUUUGGCCACACUACGUGUUGAACUCCUCCUUAACCAUCUGGUUGGCUGUUUAGUAAUGCCCAAUAAACCCCACCCCUCAUAGACUUAAAUAUACGUUUCUGCAUGAGUAUAUUUAAGCAAUAUGGCCCGAGGGGUUGUGGUAUAUGGCCAAUGUACCACGGCUAUGGGCUGUUCUUAUGCACGAUGCAAUGCGGAGCCCUUAGCUGUGGUAUAUUGGCCAUAUACCACAACCUCCUUGAGGUGCCUUUAUAAACUGGUUAUCAAUGUAAUUAGAGCAGUUAAAAUACAUGUUUUGUUAUACCUGUAGUAUACCACGGCUGUCAGCCAAUCAGCAUUCAGGGCUCGAACCACCCAAUUUUUAAUUGUGAAAUAUGUUUAUAUUUAGCAUCACUGUUGUACUGUAGUAGCUUAGGUUUGCUUAAAAAAAAAAGAAGAAAAAAAAUGUGACAAGUUAUAUCUUGUGUCCUCUUUGGAAAAUCUGUGGUAGAUAAACUGUCUCAUCUUUGUACUAUAAUGAAUAGCAACUACUGUAGUAUGUGUCAAUGGGAAUAUUUCCCCGCAUUCUGGACUACUUUGGCUCCCUAUGUCAUAGAAAUAAACACAUACCAUAUCUCUCCGUCAACGUGGGGCUCCCGAGUGGAACUGCAUCUCAGUGCUAGGAGGUGUCCCUACAGACCCUGGUCCGAUUCCAGGCUGUAUCACAACCGGCCGUGAUUGAGAGUCCCUUAGGGGGUGGCGCACAAUUGACCCAGUGUCGUCCGCGUUUGGCCCGGGGGGUCCGCGUUUGGCCCGGGGGUUAGGCCCGUCAUUGUAAAUAAGAAUUUGUUCUUAACUGACUUGCCUAGUUACAUCAAAUAAAAUGUGCACAGGGAAUGGGCCGACGAUGCUCACAACCUCUGAAUCCUA